GUGUGUGUGUGUGUGUGGAAGUCUUGGAUCUAUCGCCACAGCAAUCACCACUGGCAGUGCACUGGGCGGGCCUCCACACUGAGUGCCUAACGACAACGGGGACGGACGGAGAGACUGAGAGAGGGACACACAGAGAGACAGAGAGAGAGAGAAAGAGAGAGGAUUUUUGUAGCUGGGGUAGAACUGAUUACCUCCCUCAGUGCGUUUUAACAUUUUAAAUCUGCGGGUCUCCGAUGGCAGCGCCGAGAGCGCCGUGAGAACAGAGCCUCUGUCACAGUUGCUGCAGUUGUAUUCCUGGCAUGUGUCCUGGGGACGGCCGUCUUUGAGUGAUUUCCCCGACCUCGCUACUUCAACAGCUGGAUUGUCACUCCUGCAUAAGUCCUUCAUAGUUUCGUUUCGUCCGUGACACACUGGUUCACGUGGUGGUCAAGAUGUAGUUCCUGCCAAAUUUGAGACGUUUCGUCGAUCUUUGACGUCUCACUGACAACUGAAAAAAGGUCCACAUUUCAUGGGCUAGUGUUGAUUACUCUACAUAUUACAUAGCACAAUACCAAAGACUCUGUGACAUCAAGUUCCUUUCAUCUUCAUUCCAUCCUCCUGUUGAGAAAUAAUUCUAUAAGCAACUGGUAUUCCGGUAUUUCUGUGGACAUUUUGGAAAGUUAGAAGCAAAAGAAGCUGUGUAGAAUCCUCAAUUUCACAUUGCUACGUAAUUGUGCUCAGAUAAAAGUUGGAACUUUUUUUAACAAAAGUACCUCUGAACAUUUUCCAUUUACUCAAGAGUACUUACAAUCUGUUGUCUUUUGUUGAAUUUUACUAUAAUCCGAUUCUCUUGAGUUUGAUUAAGCUACAAUUAAAAUUUCCAAAAUGUCUCUGUUGAUGCUGAAAACGAAAAACUUGUCCUGGCAGGACCAUACUCUCAAUAUCGAGGUGAUGCUCGCCCCUCUACGAUCCACACUGCUUCUCAACAAACACAAAACUCUGGACACGAAGUAUGACAAAGAAAAGGCCCUCUUCGAGCGUCAGAAAGAUGCCUGUAUCAAGGACUUUGUCGUGGAGAAAAGACUCAUCGAAAGGAGAAGACAGAAGCUGAACAAAAGGAAAAAGGACAUCCUGGCAGAAACCAGAGCUAAGUCGGCUUUAGAAAAGGAAGAUACAACCGUCACGGAGGCGGUUAAUCAGGAACGGUCGUAUUCUGCUCCUGGUCGUGACCGUACUGCACAUGAUCAGGGUGCCUCGUACAAUCCAUGUUUACCGAAACUUACUCUCAAACACACACCACUAUUUGGGGGAACCCCUCUUCGUCCGAGACUAUUUUUGGAAACAGGUUUGACGUCAGAAGGGAAACACGGAAAGCCACGAGAAAGUAUCGCUUCUACCGGAAGUGCCCGAUACACCCAAGACGGAAGUAGGAAAUCAACACUCAUUGACUCCGACAGAAAGCCACCGAUACCGCCACCAAAAAACACAACGGGAGAUAAUCAAAGAGGGUUGCCCCGCCGCAUUCCCGGAGUUACGUUCCUCGACUUUUUGGAUCAAGACGACUCUGACGACGAGAACAAUAACAUCAUCGUCGAAGUAAAACCGAAAACUGUCGAGGAAAAAGUUCGCGAAUUCCUGCGCGACAUGGAAAAAUUCAACUCGCGGCCAGCGACCGCUUGCAGCAGCGCUGGGGGUCGAACUGACGACAGUCUCGUGUCUAGCAGGUACACUCGCAUGUCUGAAAGGUCCGGGGCGUCGGUGGCCAACAGGUACAACACUUUCUCUAUGGACAAAAAGUCGCUGGAGAAAGCUUUCGAUCGCUACUGCGAGAAGAAAUCCCACGAGGAUCUCCUCAAGGCUAUGAAGCUGGCGGCCAAGAUGAAGGCCCACAUUCGCCAGGCGAGGAACGCCAGCCUUGUGCCCACAAUGGCCGCGUUCAAAUCUUCCAGGUCGUUCAUGAGACUUUUGAAACGGCAGCAAAGGAAGGAUAAACAGGCUGCUCAGGGGAUGAUGGACUGAAGGAGGGAUGAGAAUGUUGGUGUUGUGAAAGGGAGUUGGUGUGUGUGUGUGUGUGUGUGUGUGUGUGUGUGUGUGUGUGUGUGUGUGUUUGUUUGAGUAUGUGUUU
Aplysia californica (California sea hare) is the source of this 2104-nucleotide messenger RNA. RefSeq lists its product as uncharacterized. The transcript is spliced from 2 exons. NCBI's taxonomy places the organism in Eukaryota, Metazoa, Mollusca, Gastropoda, Aplysiida, Aplysiidae. The record is from RefSeq and is a predicted model, not a curated record. The coding region runs from base 865 to 1998 and encodes 377 amino acids.